Messenger RNA from Cololabis saira (Pacific saury), 3763 nucleotides. It is a transcript of the gene coq8aa, whose product is annotated as coenzyme Q8A, genome duplicate a. NCBI's taxonomy places the organism in Eukaryota, Metazoa, Chordata, Actinopteri, Beloniformes, Belonidae. Gene Ontology annotation, molecular function: kinase activity. The record is from RefSeq and is a predicted model, not a curated record. Gene Ontology annotation, cellular component: extrinsic component of mitochondrial inner membrane. The coding region runs from base 247 to 2241 and encodes 664 amino acids. The transcript is spliced from 17 exons. Gene Ontology annotation, biological process: ubiquinone biosynthetic process.
GACCUCAUGGUGACAGACAAACGGGAUUAAACACUGCCAGUCGCUGCAGCAGCAGCAGACCAAGGACUACGAGUUACAGCUACUGCUAAAAAACAGUUUCAAGUUUAAAAAAAAUACUUCAACCUCUUGAUACUUCUGUUACAUAACUAAAGAGAUUUGCUGAGAGUGGCCUGUCUUGUCUGACCUCUGGUGGAUUUUGGAGAAAAACCAGCAACACAAGGCUCUGCACGACAGCUGCUGUCAGUCAUGGCGGGUGAUAUGGCUUUGCUGAUGCGAGGCUUGGCUAAGUUGAGCCAGGCCGUGGCGGAGACGCAGAGCAACACCCUGCGCUCGGGGACAGGAGUCCAAGGAGUCGGUGCCGCUGUCCAAAGCGUCCAAGCAGUUGCAGAGCAAGGUCUGUCUGCAGCUAUGAUGAAAAUGCAGGAGUUAUCCGGUCAGCAGCAAACGCCCUCGUCAGAGUCGGAGUUUGAUUUCCCUCAGGAUGACGUUGCAUUCACAGCCUCAGAGUUCAAGGAGGAAGGUGUGGACUUCCCAGAUGAAGAGUUGAACAGCAGGGCUGAAGGAGCCGCAGGAGACGGCCACGCGAAAGGGAAACACUCGGUGUUUGAGGGAUACAAGGAUCCGAGCAAACAGUUCAGCAGUCCCACCAGGUCAUACCACCGAGAUGCCAGACAUUUCCUCGGGCAACAUCAACUCUACAGCCACAGCGUGAGCAGACACAUGUGGCAAGAGGUUUACUGUCAACACCCUGGGAGUCAGCUCAGGAGCUACCACCAGGACCCCUCCUCACUCGGUGGGCUGACGGCCGAAGACAUCAGCAAAACCAGGCAGAGCAAGCGGAGUGACACAAAACCCCACAAACAGAUGCUAAGUGAGAGAGCCAGAGAGAGGAAGGUGCCCGUGACCCGGCUUAGCAGACUGGCUAACUUUGGAGGUUUAGCUGUAGGUUUGGGGAUUGGAGCCCUGGCAGAAGUGGCUAAGAAGUCGAUCGGCUUCAAUGGUGCUGCAGGUGAAAGCAAGAAAUCAGUUCUGGACUCCAGCCCUUUCCUGUCGGAGGCCAACGCUGAGCGCAUCGUCAGAACUCUGUGCAAAGUCAGAGGAGCUGCUCUGAAGCUGGGACAGAUGCUCAGCAUUCAAGAUGACGCAUUCAUCAACCCCCAGCUCGCCAAGAUUUUUGAGCGCGUCAGGCAGAGUGCUGAUUUCAUGCCGAUAAAGCAAAUGACGAAAGCACUGAACAGCGACUUGGGCCCCAACUGGAGAAACAAGCUGGAGUCUUUCGAGGAACGUCCGUUUGCAGCCGCCUCCAUCGGACAAGUUCACCUGGCGAAGAUGAAGGACGGCAGGGAGGUGGCCAUGAAAAUACAGUAUCCUGGAGUGGCUCAGAGCAUCAACAGUGACGUCAACAACCUGAUGACGGUGCUGAAUAUGAGCAACGCCCUCCCUGAAGGUCUGUUUCCAGAGCAUCUGAUAGAUGUAAUGAGGAAAGAGCUCGCACUGGAGUGUGACUACAUUAGAGAGGCCCAGUGUGCUAAGAAGUUCAGGGAGCUACUGAAGGACGAUCCAUUCUUCUACGUGCCAGAGGUGAUUGAGGAGUUGAGCGGCAGCCACGUCCUGACUACUGAGCUGGUUCCUGGAUUCCCUCUGGACCAGGCCGAGACGCUCUCGGAGGAGCUGAAGAAUGAGAUCUGCCACAACAUCUUGUUGUUGUGCCUCAGAGAACUGUUUGAGUUCAGGUACAUGCAGACCGAUCCGAACUGGUCCAACUUCUUCUACGAUCCUCAGACACACAAGGUGGCGCUGUUGGACUUCGGAGCCACAAGAGGAUUUGAUCAAAGUUUCACCGACGUCUACAUAGAGGUAAUCCGCUCAGCUGCUGAGGGUGACGCGGAGGGGGUGCUGAAGAAAUCUAUUGAGAUGAAGUUCUUGACGGGGUACGAGUCCAAGGCAAUGGUUAAUGCCCACGUGGACGCCGUGAUGAUCCUCGGCGAGGCCUUCGCCUCCGUGGAGCCCUUCGACUUCGGUUCCCAGUCCACCACGGAAAGGAUCCACAACCUCAUCCCGGUGAUGCUCAAACACCGGCUCACGCCCCCUCCAGAGGAGACGUACUCACUCCACCGCAAGAUGGGCGGCUCCUUCCUCAUCUGCUCCCGGCUGGGCGCAAAGCUGGGGUGUAAGGACAUGUUUCAGGCGACGUAUCGGAAGUACUGGGAAGGCCGCACGCCCCCUCCUUCCUCAGCCUAAGCCGAACAGCGUCCGGCGGUUUUAGACAGACUUGUCCCGGGGCCAACAGCGAAACGCCCACCGAUGCUGAUGGUCGGGUUGGAAGACGCGGAAUCGCUGGAUGGGAGCCACCUGCAAAGAUUCAAGGAUCAUCAUCGUUGGCGUCCCACUAAAAGGCUCUCAGAAAUCGGUAUACAUAUUCAAAGGAAUAUUUUUUUCUCUAUUUUUCUUUGUUUUUUUUUCUUCUACGAGGGGGCAGCAUCAUGUCGUCUGCAGCGUCUGAGGCUAAAACACCUAUGCAUGUACGUACGGCCCAGGAAGAAAAAGGAAACGGGUUGGAAAUGUAUCUCUUUUCUGAUAAUUUCAACAUAAUUAUAGCACUCUUUGAAUUUUGCAUUGCUGUGUUUUGUUGGAACUUACAGUUAAUCUACUCACUUUGCCGUUUUACUGUAAGCGUCAUUAGUGGUGAAUUUACAACACUUGAUUGUAUUAAGAAAGAGACCUGAACUCAAACUAAAGCAUAAAAAAAAGUCCCAGAAGAGUCAGCUAAUGAUGGAGUUUGUGGGCAGUACGAGUCUCAGUGCUGACCAGGACCAAUGUCUCUGCAUCACUGAUGUGUCUGUUUCUAGUACGGAUGUUUGGAUUUUGAACCAGAAGGCUGACGAGAGUAAAUAGUUGAGUGUAAAUUCAGUGUUUAAGGUCAAUAUAUCAACAAAUGAUGGAGUGUCAUAGAAGAAUACCUUGUAUCAUGUGUUCAUGUCUGUGCAGUAUGUUCUAUAUGUGGUGCAUAUAGACGGUUCUGGAUCAAUGCUGCCAUCCAGAUUACACUACUGGAUAUGACCAUUUCUCAAAUUUCAGUAGCUGUUUGUGUCUUUUAGCCUCUUAGAUUAAUUUUUAUGGGCAUAUCCAUUUAUUAAGAGUGUUAUUUUGUUUCCAAUAACAACCAGGAUCUGUAAGACCAUUUGGUUAAGGCAUUAAUUCAAAUGUUUGUUUUUUUUGUUGUUUAUUUUUCACAUUAUGGUUAUCGAAAUUUGUGUUCUACAUGUCCAACAUUGAGUCUGUUUAAUCAUUAACUUGCCAGUUGAUUAUAAGCAGGGAAAAAAAUAGAGAUUUCGUGCACCGUAAUAUCAAUGUAACUAAUAAACGGUAGGAAGGGAACUGCAGGAUUCCAUCUCACAGCAACACUGCCAUUGUGACUGGGUGUGAAUAUUAAUGAACUACGGGGAUGGAAGAAGCUCACCCCGAUAACGCACAAGACCGGCUCGUGGAGGGCGCCUCGCUCCCAGAAGUCGGUAAUCUGUCCACAGCUUCUGACCUGGAUGGCGUGUGACUGAGAGUUUUCAACGUUUCUUUAUUUGAGUGCAGUUUUAAUGCUCUUUGGUGUGAAAACUGUAUGUUUGUAAGGGAAGGGGGGAGGUGGGUGGUGAAAAAUGUGCCUGUUGUUUUCAGCAGAUGGUUUUUAGCUAGAAAGGCUGACUUUCUAUUUCUAAACUAAAAGUUGAAAUAAAAUAUUAUGAAUUAAGGCCGUGUUUGGUCAUCUCAA